AUGGGCGAGGGACGGCUAGGUAGGGACUGGGAUAUGUUGGCGAGGCGCAAUGCCAGCCGGAUCGGGAAGCUAGCUGCUCACAGGGGGGCCUCGGUCGGACGCUCGUCUAUCACCUACGAUUUGGAUAUGCACUGCGCUCUAGCACUGGAUCGUCAGCAACGACGCAUGGGCGAGGCCGUGUCACGGGACAGGAUGCGCGACGGAGCCACAGGAACAAGACACGAGCAGGAAACCGACGUCAAGAAUGCGCCAUCCAUGUGCAUGUGCGUGCGUGUGUGCGUGUGUGCGUGCUGGAACCAAGGGAGGCGGCAUCGCAGGCCCCGAUUGCAGCACUGCACACCUAGCCGCCUUGAGCAGGCCGUGGGUGGCAGUGCGCAGCGAAAUAGCAAAAGUGCAUGCUCAAGGGAAACGGAUGCAACUUACAGAGUGCUAGUCGCCUCGCUUGCGUCCUUGCUCCCGCUGCCACGCUUCUUACAGGCUGCGGCUGUUCUGCAGAUUCUCGGUUACAGCGCUGGGCGUGGAAGCGAGCGAUGCAGCGCUGGCGAAGACGAGGGUCGACGGGAGUCAAUGUGCAGAUGCUGCAAGCAGGAAAAUGCCAUCUGA
Molecule: messenger RNA, 603 nt
Organism: Dothidotthia symphoricarpi CBS 119687
Lineage: Eukaryota; Fungi; Ascomycota; Dothideomycetes; Pleosporales; Dothidotthiaceae
Exons: 1
Coding region: 1-603 (200 amino acids)
Source: RefSeq, a predicted model, not a curated record